Molecule: messenger RNA, 3122 nt
Organism: Colletotrichum destructivum
Lineage: Eukaryota; Fungi; Ascomycota; Sordariomycetes; Glomerellales; Glomerellaceae
Product: Putative glycoside hydrolase family 47, six-hairpin glycosidase-like superfamily
Exons: 4
Coding region: 1202-2896 (564 amino acids)
Biological process (GO): mannose trimming involved in glycoprotein ERAD pathway; carbohydrate metabolic process
Cellular component (GO): membrane; endoplasmic reticulum
Molecular function (GO): calcium ion binding; mannosyl-oligosaccharide 1,2-alpha-mannosidase activity
Source: RefSeq, a predicted model, not a curated record
ACGCGGGGACGCGGAUACUGCUGAAGGGGGCCAAAUCAAGAGUUGGAGACGAUGAUUGUUACGCAAACAAUCUUGUCCCUCUGAUACCACCCUUCUGACCAUAUCAUGCGGUCCACAUGUGUAUGGUUGAUGCUGGCCAAGACGGCGGCGGCACAUGUGUUUUGGCGUCGCCGCCCCAUUCCUCACUUUGCACUCAGUCUCAAGGUGCAACGGUUCGACGGCCUGCAGGGGACUAUUGAAUCGCUAACCCUUCCUCCUACAUGAAGUCGCAAAGCAGGGCAUCGAAGCCGAACACGCAAGGCCUCUGACACCCAACGGCCAGCAACUGCGGGCUAGAAAGGGCUGACAGCCAAGUCACGCUGGAUAGAAGGGCUAUCGGUUCAUGAUGCAGCCCUUUAACCCGGCCGUGCUAAGAAUGGAUGGCCGCUGUCUAACUUCACACUCAGCAAUCACACUCCGCUCAGGGUAUGCUAUAUGGCUCACCUACGCAUUGCGGAAGGCGAGGUUGGCCGACAGCGUUCGGGGGCUCGGGCAAAUGAACUCGGCCUGCAUUUGUUUCCAUGUUGUCCCCCUAUGCAGCGUUCCGGCAUUAGCCUUCGGUCACAGCAGCAAGGGGCCCUUCCCCGACAGCUUCUCCGCACGUGCUUGAUUCACCAGAGACGACCGUGCCUGACGACGCCUGGUGACUUUCCCAUUGCGAGACAAGCGACGAACUUGGCAGGAUCUGCUCGGCGCGUGUUGAUUCCAGUCUUUCAGGCGGCAAACUAGCAGAGUCGGCCCGCGUGACGCCUAAUCAGCCGCUCUUUUCUUCUUUACAUUGCAGCCCUAUCGGUUUACAGUCACGCCUGGGCGUGACUAUCUUGGAGUAUAACUCUCAUGGUAUAUCAUCAAGGUGUUACAGCAGGCAGUAAUUGAUGUUAGGUUAGUGCCUCGAAAGUGUGAUGACUCAAAAAGUCCGUUUGACGUCUAAAAAGGUCAUACGCACGCAAGCAGAAGAGCAAAACUGAAGAGGCAGGAGAAGAGCCGGGGCGCAGUGGAAGAUCCAACCAUGAGACAAGGGCAAGCAGGACCUAACGCACGCAAAGCCCAGGGGAAACAGAGUUUAUUCGUCUGAUGCCGAUGCUUCUUCCAUGAUUCCAACCCUGACUGGCUGUCUUCAGUUGAGAAAACUUUGGCCCUUCUUGGCAAUGUUGUACGGUAAAUGCGCGCACACACACAUUUAGAUAUAUAUUCGAUUUGCAUCUCCAACAGCAGUCUCUCGUUUACCCCAUCUGCCUACCACGGGUCUGUCGCCCUCUCUCGAACAUCCUCUCCUCUUAGACCGAGGCCCUCCGCCCACUCCACAAUGCAUAUUCCAGGGCGUGUAUUGACCCUCGCCGGGCUUGCCACUCUGGCAUCGGCUUCACCUCAGAUUUCGCUGCCGGCAGCCACACCAAAGUACGUAAACCGACCCGAGAGAGCCACCGCCGUGAAGGAGGCUUUCCAGCGCUCGUGGGACGGAUACCGCAAGUUCGCGUUACCAAACGAUACACUAAAACCCGUAUCCAACACGUCCGAGAACGACCGAAACGGCUGGGGUGCCAGCGCAGUGGAUGCCCUGAGUACUGCCAUCAUCAUGGAAAACAAGGACAUUGUCGGCCAGAUUCUGGGGUUCGUGCCCACGAUCAAUUUCGACGUGACAAGUACCGAGGUCUCGGUGUUUGAAACAACCAUUCGAUACCUGGGCGGCUUGUUAUCGGGGCAUGACUUACUCAAUGGACCACUCAAAGACGUCGCGGCGAACCAAACAGGCGUGGAUGCGCUGCUCACUCAGGCGAAGCGGCUCGCGGACAAUCUUAAAGUCGCUUUUGACACGCCCACUGGAGUACCGGACAACAUUCUCGUCUACGACCCGAAGCCACGUAGGAACGGUUCCGAGACCAAUGGCAUCGCCACUAUCGGGACUUUGGUACUGGAGUGGACUCGGCUUAGCGACCUGACCGGGGACAAGCAAUACGGCGAGUUGUCGCAAAAGGGCGAGGCCUUUUUGCUGAAGCCUAAUGAAGAGGUGUUCCCCGGUCUGCUGGGCACAGAUGUCUUCAUCUCCAACGGCACCUUUGCAGACCGUUCGGGAGGCUGGAACGGAGGAACGGACAGCUUCUACGAAUACCUCAUCAAGAUGUGGCUGUAUGACCAGAAUCGGUUUUCUCUUUACAGAGACAGAUGGGUUGCAGCCGCAGACUCGUCGAUUAAAUUUCUCGCUUCGAGCCCGACGACACGGCCCGACCUGACCUUCCUCGCCGCCUACAACAACGCAAAUCUGCGAUUCAUCAGCACCCAUCUUGCGUGCUUUGAUGGCGGCAACUUCAUUCUGGGAGGUCUUGUUCUCAAGGAGCAAAAGUAUGUAGAUUUUGGUAUCAAGCUGACGGAGGCCUGCCGCGAGACGUACAAGCAGACGGCAACUGGAAUCGGACCAGAAAUAAUCCGCUGGCAGGAUGAUCGGCCUCCGGUCAACAAGACGCUGAAUCCCGACCCACCCACCAAUCAGACUGGGUUCUACCAACGGGCCGGUUUCUGGAUCAGGGAAGGCGGAUCCGCUUAUGUCCUUCGUCCUGAGGUCAUUGAGAGCUACUACUACGCCUACCGCGCAACGGGCGAUACCAAGUACCAAGACUGGGCUUGGGAUGCCUUCCUUGCCAUCAACAAGACCUGUAGUGUUGGCAGCGGUUUCUCGUCCAUCACGGAUGUAGACAAUCCCAAGGGCGGAACAGCCGACGAUUUCCAGGAAAGCUUCUGGUUCGCUGAGGUGCUCAAGUACAGCUAUUUGAUCCAGGCUACGGAUGCCAGGGUCCAAGUAGAAAUGGCAGACAACAAGUGGGUGUUCAACACAGAGGCGCAUCCGUUCCAGAUCGCUUAGUGCGAUGACUAGGCCACGGGAUUGAAGUAGGUUUACAUGAUCAUCGGGAAUAGAAGCAAGCAGAAUCAGUAAUUAACAUAGAUAAAUAUCAUUAUAUGGCAUCUCUACGCUUCUCCCACAUCCUAGUGUACUGCCGCUAUUCACGAAAAUAAUUUUCACUGACAUUUGUAUCCCUGUCUCUACUCCUCCUAUAUUUGAUCCUACUCUUAAGCCCCACUAGCCCUCU